This is a messenger RNA of Necator americanus (New World hookworm), 624 nucleotides long. RefSeq lists its product as uncharacterized. The coding region runs from base 1 to 624 and encodes 207 amino acids. The record is from RefSeq and is a predicted model, not a curated record. The transcript has 3 exons. NCBI's taxonomy places the organism in Eukaryota, Metazoa, Nematoda, Chromadorea, Rhabditida, Ancylostomatidae.
AUGACAUCCUACCUUCAGAAAGAAAGGAUCCCAGACCAGUGGAAGACCUCGCGAACCGCUCUUAUCCAUAAAAAAAGGACGCUGGAUGAAGCCCAGCCUCAAGAACAAGAUGGAUUCCGCCAGGGGUUCAGCUGCUUGGACCACAUUCAGACCGUGUCGAGGGUCAUAGAGAAAGCCUUUGACAGCGUAGAAACGAAUGCAAUACUGUCAGCGCUGGUUGAUCAAGGUGUGGACGCGUCGUAUGUGAGGACAUUAGCCAAUUGCUACGAACGAUGCACGACUAGGAUACAGCUUUUCCACCGCCCCCUCGCCAUACCCAUUGGAAAGGGGAUACGACAAGGCGAUACUAUAUCGCCGAAGCUGUUCACGGCUGCAUUGCAAUGGAUAAUGAAAUCACUUUCCUGGGAAGAAAGGGGCAUACGUGUUGAUGGAAGAUUUCUCUCGAACCUUCGUUUCGCGGACGACAUCGUUCUCUUUUCGAGCAGUACCAAUGAAGCGGAAGCGAUGCUCAACGAAUUGAACGAAGCAGGGAAGAGAAUAGGACUACGAAUAAACCGAAAGAAGGCACAGCUCAUGAAGAACGAUCACUGCGAGGACGGUGGAGUACAACUUGAAGGCUCCUAA